This is a messenger RNA of Gongylonema pulchrum, 333 nucleotides long. The record is from the annotation of a GenBank genome assembly. NCBI's taxonomy places the organism in Eukaryota, Metazoa, Nematoda, Chromadorea, Rhabditida, Gongylonematidae.
AUGAGACGAGCCGAUCCGAGCCGAGCCGAGCCGAGUUUUUGUAAUUGCCCAUUCUUGGCCUUUCCACAGGUGCUGAUGUCCAAUUCAAUGCUCCGACGACUGCCCACCAAAAUUGAGUUGAAACUGGACGAUAUCGACGAUAUGUGCCAAGUACUGGAACGAAUGGUGGACAAGGGGAACAUGGAGCCGGCUGAGCCGCAGCAGACAGCACAGUCGACGCCGCUCUCGCAAGUUCGAUGGCGCAUCGGUGCGGCACCAGCUCGAGUGGGCAUGGAACAGGCAAGCGACAUGCAGGCAUAUGAAACUCCGGAAAGUGCACCAUCGAACACAUAG